This is a messenger RNA of Ooceraea biroi (clonal raider ant), 1303 nucleotides long. Its product is annotated as short-chain dehydrogenase/reductase family 16C member 6. Gene Ontology annotation, molecular function: oxidoreductase activity, acting on the CH-OH group of donors, NAD or NADP as acceptor. The record is from RefSeq and is a predicted model, not a curated record. Lineage: Eukaryota; Metazoa; Arthropoda; Insecta; Hymenoptera; Formicidae. Gene Ontology annotation, cellular component: lipid droplet.
CGUGCCAUGAUUUGACUUAUGUGUGACACCGUCUGAAUAACUUUCCAUAAGAAACGUUAUGUAAAUCAUCCACAAUACAAUGAGACGCGAGGAAACCUAAAGAAAUCUGUACAAUCGCGUAUUUGCAUCCACAUACCGAAUAAUGCAAAGCACUAACACCGCAAAGCACCGGUCUGCGAUACAAAGCAGAGAACAUCCAGAUUGCAGGAUGACGAGCUUCAGGGAAGGCGCGCAAACGAUCUACGGGUUGCUGCUGUUCGUCGGCAUGGCGAUCGUUUAUUUCACCGAAACGGUGCUGCUGACUUUAACGCCUCGUCGAUACCGAGCCAAAUCGAUCAAGGGUGAGAUCGCCCUCGUCACCGGUGGGGCAAGCGGGAUCGGCAGGCUGAUUGCGAUCAAACUCGCCAAACUCGGUGCGCACGUGAUUAUCUGGGACAUCAACAAAAGUGGUCUCGCCGAGAUCGCGGAGGAAAUCAAGAGAGCCGGUGGCAAGUGCUGCUCGUAUUACUGCGAUAUCACUAACAAGGAGGAAGUUUAUCGCACCGCGAAAGCGGUGCAGAUCGAGGUCGGAAACGUCAGCCUACUCGUGAAUAACGCUGGAUAUGUGUACGGAAAGACUUUCAUGGAGCUGCCCGAUCACGAGAUCGAACGGACGUUUAAAGUGAACGUUUUGUCGCACUACUGGAUUACGAAAUCAUUCUUGAAAGACAUGAUGAAGAACAAUAACGGCCACAUCGUCACGAUAGCGAGCGUCGCCGGGCUCAUGGGGAUUUACAAUUGCACCGAUUAUUCCGCAACAAAGUCCGCCGCUAUCGGAUGCCAUGAAAGCCUCUUCACCGAGCUUAAGAUACAUGGGUACGAUGGAAUUCAUAUGACUCUGGUUUGCCCAUAUCUUAUAAACACUGGAAUGUUCCAUGGAGUGAAACCCAGAUUUAUGCCGAUGCUUGAACCAGAAUAUGUCGCCGAGGAAGUGGUCGCUGGUUUAUUAACGAACGAAAUGUUGAUAAUAUUACCUAAAAUCCUAAGAUUCUUGCUGCCGUUCAAAUGUUUACUACCAGCAAAAAUGUGCUGGGCGUUGAUGUAUCACAUCCUAAAAGGACCGCAGACCAUGAUGACGCUCAAAUGUCGCAACUCGAUGGAAACUACGAACGAUAUAAGUGAAACUAACGAAGCGAUAGAUGCGUUGAAACUCCACUAGACCGAGACUAGAAAAUUGCGUGAAAAUCGUGUGAUAUAUUUCUUAAGAUAAGCCUACGAGCAUAGGUACAAUGUACAACAAUAGACUUAAAAAAUGUUGGAACAU